UAUUCUAAAUAACCAAUCUUAGUCCAACCACGUCUUUAUCUCAUGGUAACACUUUGCCUGCGUACUCCUCGUCUGACUCGUCGGACUCCACCGAUUCAUUCAUUUCAAUAGCAUCCAACGGCUCAACCUACACCUCCAUGACAUUUUCAUCCUCCUCAAACCCUUUUAGCGCAUCAAGCUUAAAUGGACACUCUUCCAACUCUUCCACGUCUUCUUUUCGGGCACUAUAUGGUGUACGUGACCCUGAAUUUUUGAGCCUAAGAUCAUCACCAGGCCCUUUUUGUCAAUGUCCACCCAUCCCAUUUUCACCGGCUUCACUUCCCCUAGGUAUGGUGACUAUUUUGUUUAGAAGCGAGUCGGAACAUGAUCCAAGUGUUCAAUACGUCCUCCACCCCGAUGAAAUUAUGCUUCGUGUGUACAACGAUUAUGCAAAGCGCAUAGGUUAUGAUGUCCACAAUAUUUCUAUUCGAAGGCGUCUUACACACUAUCCGAUAAUGAAAAAAAUUGUAAAGAACUUAAUAUUGAGCACGGGAGGUGUUUACCGUCGUAGGCCUCGUGGAAGGCAUGAACGUAAACACCUACGUAAAGAGGUUUAUAGUCCGUCCUGUUUAUAAUGAACCAAUAGAUUUCCCAGUCGAGGCUAUGGUAACAGACAAACUUAAGAAGGUGUAUGUGGAUUAUGAUGAGGCCAUGGGUGCGCGCACCAAGGACGUUCAAUUUAUGCAUCAAGGGAAAAUGUGAACAGAUUUGCACACUUGCACACUACUCAGAGUGCAAGCAUUAAAAUUAAGUCUAUUUUGUAUACUUUUAUCCAUUAAGACGAUAUGCGUGAUGGAUGUUCACAACUUUUGCCACAACAUUUGUAAUGUCACAUUAUGGUGGAUUAGUAGUGUUUCUGGACUUUAAUGACUUGUUAUAAAUAAAAGUGGUUACGUUCUUG
Messenger RNA from Spinacia oleracea (spinach), 940 nucleotides. RefSeq lists its product as uncharacterized. Lineage: Eukaryota; Viridiplantae; Streptophyta; Magnoliopsida; Caryophyllales; Amaranthaceae. The coding region runs from base 138 to 614 and encodes 158 amino acids. The transcript is spliced from 2 exons. The record is from RefSeq and is a predicted model, not a curated record.